ACGGAGAUAAUUAGAUGUUAAUAACUGAUUAUGAUAGGAAGUUUCAUUUUGUGGGAUAAAAGUUAAGGAAAUACAUCUUUUGUAGCUCUUCAGUGCCCUGGAAAUAUCACUGCUGUUAAGCUUGAGCUUUUGUAAGAAUGUCGUUUUUCAAGUCCAUCAGACAAAAAAUGUGUCGAUGGCGACAAAAGUACAAGAAACAUCUGAUAGUCAUCCUUGGGAUAUACUGUGUGUACUACAUCCAUACUAUUUAUAACCGGGAAGUGGAGUACAUCUUUGUAAACGAAAACACCGAGAAGAAAUGUGAAUUACCUAAUUUAGACGCUCAUGACAAUUCCGUCAUGAAGUUUUUUCAUCGUUUAAAUCCUAUUCAGUGCGAUAAAUCGACGGAUCUUGUGUUUGUUGAUUCAUUAGGUUAUUUGCAAGUGAACAAUACUGCUGUGUAUGAAGCUGGACACGCAUUUGUGUCUUGCAGUUACUCAGUUAUAAACCGCAAAGGCGAUUAUAAUGUAGAAAAGGAACCGGAAGUGCGGUUUUUAAAGCCUGUGUAUGUUCAUGCUGAUUUUUUCCUCGUAAAGUGUAAAACUGAUAAAAAUGCGAUAGCAUAUGAAAAAUUACAUCACAGUAUUGAUUACAAAUCCAGAAGGCGGCAGUUUAAUUUUCUAAACGAAUCGAAUGAACAAUUAAAUGUAUACAUUUUUGGAUUAGAUUCACUUUCUAGAUUAGCUGCAGAAAGAACAAUUCCACAAACUCUUCGAUAUGUUGAGCAAAAUCUAGGAGGGUACAUCAUGAAAGGGCAAACAAAAGUUGGAGUGAAUACUUUCCCAAACUUGGUUAGCCUUCUUACAGGGAAAGUGUGUUAUUCAAAAGAAUUGCCCUCAUAUGAAGAAAUAUUAGAUCCUUUUCCGUUUAUAUGGAAAAAUUUUAGUGCUUCAGGUUAUGCUACCCUCCUCGCCGAAGAUUCUCCUGGAAUGGGUUCAUUUACUUACUGGAAGGGGUUCAAAGAGCAGCCUUGCCUACACUACAUGAGACCAUAUUAUCUUGCUAUGAAAAAAUUUGGCUUGCCCGAUGUUAAUAGUGGUUUAUUGGAGUGGGAAAAUAGCAAUAUACGUUUUCUGCAUAGAUCAGCUUUGUGUAUAGGAAAUACACCGAAGCAUAAAAUUUUAAUGAAUUAUUACAGACAAUUCAUAGAAAUGUAUGGUAAUACAAGAAAAUUUGCAUUGAGUUGGCUAACUGAUCUAACUCACGAAUAUGAUAAUAUAGUUCAGCUGGCUGAUAAUGAUUUCAAGUUAUUCUUUAAAUGGAUGAAGGAAUCAGGAAAAUUGUCCAAUUCCACACUUAUACUGAUGAGUGAUCAUGGUAUAAUGCAAAAUAAAAUAAAAAACACAAUCGCUGGAAGGACAGAAAAUCGUAUGCCUUUAUUUGCCAUUGUUAUACCACCACACAUAAAAUCAAAGUACCCUCAUCUUCACAGAAACCUCAAGACAAAUACUAAGCGAUUGACAACUGUAUUUGAUGCUCACGAAACAUUAGUAGACAUCUUAGAAAGUAACUUUGAGCGCAGUAAAGAGUCCGUGGAGAAACUAAAAAAGCUUCCCCGGGGCAUAAGCCUGUUUACGGAAAUCCCAGAAAGACGAUCCUGCAAUGAUGCAGAAAUUCCAGGAGACUACUGUGUGUGUAAUUCCUACGAACCAAUAAACAACGAUGACAAAAUUUCAAAAGAAUUAGCAGAGUUUUUGGUUUCUUAUAUUAACAAAGAUUUGACUAAACAUAAGAAAAAAUGUGCCAAACUCAAACUUUCAAAGAUAAAAGACACGUAUUUGGUAAAAUCCAAUUUACAGCGCCGUGAAGAGAGGGAGGAAUUUUCUAUACGAAAUUUAUUUUUUCAACCCGAUCUGGGAGGAAAAACCUACCUCAGUGUGAUUGAGACUGUACCUGGAUACGCACUAUUUGAGGCAACAAUUAGAUCACAUGACUCAUUUGACGUCAUUGGAAGAGUAAACCGAGCUAACAAAUAUGGCAACCAAUCGUCAUGUAUUCACGAUAAACUCGCCGAACCUUUCUGUUAUUGCAAUAAAGCAUCAAGAACAGGCUUGAUUUAAGAGUUCAGUAGAAACUAGUGUCACUAAAGAAAUUUGGAUUUUAAGGAACCAUGGAAGUUUUAUGGUUCUAAAAUUUACGACUUGGUUGAAUAUGUUAAUUUUAAAGGAAAAGAGUAUUUUUCCAAUA
This is a messenger RNA of Saccostrea cuccullata (small rock oyster), 2226 nucleotides long. RefSeq lists its product as uncharacterized. The coding region runs from base 138 to 2099 and encodes 653 amino acids. The record is from RefSeq and is a predicted model, not a curated record. NCBI's taxonomy places the organism in Eukaryota, Metazoa, Mollusca, Bivalvia, Ostreida, Ostreidae. The transcript has 2 exons.